This is a messenger RNA of Amphimedon queenslandica, 1823 nucleotides long. RefSeq names its product 5' exonuclease Apollo-like. Lineage: Eukaryota; Metazoa; Porifera; Demospongiae; Haplosclerida; Niphatidae. The record is from RefSeq and is a predicted model, not a curated record. The transcript is spliced from 9 exons. Gene Ontology annotation, molecular function: 5'-3' DNA exonuclease activity; damaged DNA binding. Bases 107 to 1729 code for a protein of 540 amino acids. Gene Ontology annotation, biological process: interstrand cross-link repair; double-strand break repair via nonhomologous end joining; telomere maintenance.
UCAUGACAUCAAUCAUUUGCUAUUUCCGGAUUCAGUCUUAAAAUAUUUUAAUUAGAAGGCGUUGUCUUAUUACGUCAUUGAUAAUAAUCUAUUUUUAGAUUUCAAAAUGGCGAAGAAAGGCGGGGCUUGUUCGAAUGGAAUUAGAAUUCCAUAUACUCCAAUAGCUGUAGAUUAUUUCCACCGUCCCUCUCUUCCAGCUAGGACUCUUUUCUUUUUAACUCAUUCUCAUGCAGAUCAUUUAUAUGGAUUAGACAGCUCAUUUGAUCAAACUAUAUAUUGCACGUCACUAACAAAGCAACUAGUACUCCUACACAUAUCAAUAGAUCCAGACCUCUUGGUCGAGCUUGAGUUUGAUGAGCCCAGGCAGUUACAGGUUGAUUGUCCUGGUAAUGUUUUCAUCAGCGUAACAACUAUUGAUUCUUGUCAUUGUCCUGGUUCUGCCAUGUUCUUGUUUGAAGGAUACUUUGGUACAAUACUACAUACUGGGGACUUUAGGCUGAGUCCUAAAUUGCUGGCUCAUCCAUUGCUCAAAAACCUUGAACCAGAUGUACUCUAUCUUGACAACACCUACAAUGACCCAAUCUUUGAUUUCCCAGAAAGAUCAGUCACUUGUGAUAAAGUGGUUAAACUUGUCAAAGAUAAUCCACACCUAAGAACCUUCAUUGCAUUCAAUAAACUUGGAAAGGAAGACCUGCUAGUUAAUAUUGUGAGAAGUACAGAUUACGCUAUUGGUGUUAGUUCAGAGCAGUAUAAAAAGAUGGAGAUCUUAGGAUUACAUCAUGUCUGCUCACUUGAUUCUGAUCAGUGCCAAGUCAUUGUGGUACCUUUUUAUGCUGUCACCGAAGCAAAUGUCAAUCGUUGGAUAAAUGAGUGUCCCACGCAAGUCAUUAUUCCUACUAGUCGGUUUGAAGGCUCAGAGCAUCCCCUUAAGGCUUACCCUUGUGUUCAUAUUGUACAAUACUCGGAUCAUUGCUCCUACAAGGAGUUGUACCAGUUUGUAGAACUGGUUAAACCUGUUAGCAUUCAUCCUGUUGUCCAACGAGAUAAGGUCUCCAAUAUGAGCUGUUUUGAGCAUUUACGGAGUUCAAGGAAAAUUACUGCAUAUGAGAUACCAAAAGGCAUCAAAAGUCUUUUAUAUUCUCGGACUGACGGUAUAUUUAGACACUCUCCUUCAAAUUCAGGCAGCAAGCCAUCAUCAAGGAAAUCACUCAAACCGCCGAAAGGUGUCCGUUACUUAUCUCCUAAGAAACCAGAAGUCACUAUCAUAUCAGACACCACCAAACCUCGUGACCACCUCUUCCCACACCACCCAACCACACCUGUAGCAAUAAACACGGCCAGUGUACCUCUAACAACCAACACUGUACCUCUAACAAUCAACACCGUCGACGCUACUCAAACUUUAAGUCCUGCAGGGCUUCCCGUGAGAGACUCUUGCACCUGUUCAGAGCCCUUUCCCAAGCGAAUUAAAACCACUUUAUCGCCUAUCAACGCGGCCACAAGUACAGAUGUUAUUGAUAAUGCGAGUCAUUUCAUUGAGGAAGAAAAGGCAAGUGAUAUUGAACAUGCAGCUCCUAAACAAGGAGAGGGCAACACUGCUAAACUACCAUUGCUUAAUUCUCAUUCGUUUGAUACUACAGAUGGAUUGUUGUCAUGGAUCAAAAUGGUUGGAGAGCAAAUGUAUUAUGAUCAACAACUCUACUCUAUAGACAAUCCUGACUGUACAUGAUGUAAUGUACUAAGCAGCAAUACUUGCAUGUGCUGGCUGAAUGUACCAUUUUAGUCAAAACUUUUUAAAAUGAAAUUACACAAAAAUGAAAAAA